This is a messenger RNA of Trypanosoma cruzi, 1041 nucleotides long. RefSeq lists its product as uncharacterized. The transcript has a single exon. Gene Ontology annotation, molecular function: protein binding. The record is from RefSeq and is a predicted model, not a curated record. Bases 1 to 1041 code for a protein of 346 amino acids. Lineage: Eukaryota; Euglenozoa; Kinetoplastea; Trypanosomatida; Trypanosomatidae.
AUGGAGUGGAUCCCGUGCAAGGAAAGGGUGGGAACACUGGGCGCUCGUGAGGGACAUUGUGCGACGUGUCUGCUGGAUCCAGCGACCGGAGAGGAGUGGGUGAUGUGUGUUGGAGGUUACUGCGAGGGGGAACGCGAUGGAAGUGUCAUGAUCAGCAAAGUCUUUCCACAGCCAGUUCUUUGCUGGAUUACUGUUGCCGAGCAUCUGCCCUGUUUUGAGUGCGAUGGGGCAUCAUUGACACGUGUUGGUAACCCCACUGAGGCGUACAUGUUUGGCGGACUGGAUGCAAACUUGAAUCGGUGCAAUCGUCUUUUUCGAGUGGGGCUGGAUUUUACAGACAGACUUCCCACUCUUGACGUCAAAGAUCUCCAGACUACCGGAAGCAUUCCUCCACCACGGACACAACACUCGGCGGGGGGAACAGCAACGUAUCUUUUUGUAUUUGGUGGCGAGCAAGACAGCGCAGACCAGAGCAAUGAUAUGUACAUGUUAGACACUGUCACACUCUUGUGGAAAUGUAUCAAGACAGAGGCUCCUGUUCCGCCGCCCCGUCUUCUCGCUGGUCCCCUCUUAUUUAUUUCAUCUCAUGUUUGCGUGCUUUAUGGCGGGGCACAUUUUGUGAAUGGUGACAUUAAGAGCCUAAACGACGUUUGGUUCUGCGAUCUCUCAUCCGCUUGUAUAUGGACGCAGUUAGAAGUAAAUGCUGCUGAUGAGGAUGUUGUUUUUCCAAGGUCCAAUGGCCAUGCGGGUGGCCUGUUCCGCGAAGAAGGGAAGGUGACUGCAGUAUUUGUUGGUGGCAAGGACGCUGUCGAAGGAUGUGACAAGGUGAAGCAGGUGUGUUGGUGCGAAUCAGGGGAAGGCCUGCUUCAAUUGCGCCUGGUGGAGCCAACAUUGAGGUGCCGCGAGGGCCCGCACUGGCGUUACACACCGGCUGUGGUUGAGACUCAUCAAGGAAUCCUGUUGCUCGGUGGACAGUGUCGCCAUCCACAGGACGUGGUAGCGUUCUACCUCAAGUGCGUCGGUGGUAUGGGCUCGUUAUAA